This is a messenger RNA of Aspergillus nidulans FGSC A4, 960 nucleotides long. RefSeq lists its product as uncharacterized. Lineage: Eukaryota; Fungi; Ascomycota; Eurotiomycetes; Eurotiales; Aspergillaceae. The transcript is spliced from 3 exons. The coding region runs from base 299 to 688 and encodes 129 amino acids. The record is from RefSeq and is a predicted model, not a curated record.
AUCAUCUUUAGUUUCUGGGGUUUUCCCUCUAAAUCCGCAAUGCAUUGUUCGGAAGACACCUGCUAAGUAACCUUAGGUGAACCACUCCAACGAGUGGGGCAGGAGACAAAGGGUCUCUUUAGGCCGAGAUACGCCGCACUUUCCAAAAUUCCGGAGACCAGUUUACGUCGGACGACCGUCCCAGAUACUGUAUUGUAUAACGGAUGGCCUCGUCGGUUGGCUGCCUGGAACCACCUGCUCUGCAUGUCCAACCCACUCGAAACCCAAACUGACCAUGUGCUAGAAUAUCAAGCCUCAUAUGUGCAGCUACCACAAUGAUGACAGGACCAACCCCUGCCAUGACAACCGCCAAUCGGGCUACGCAAAGUGCAUGGUCGACGCGAUUGCAAUAGCAUUUGCCAGCUCCCAUUUCGCGGCCUAUAUCCUAAGGAUGCCCCAGUCCACAUGGUCUUGCCGAGAUUUUCUCGGAGUCGAUGACUGGUCCUCACUUUCGGAAGUCGAUUACCAGCGAGGUUGGAACCAGCGCCUUCCUGGUGGGCGCAGAAGGUUGGCGGCGGCGGUGUCCCUGCCGGGCAUAUCUAUUUCCUCAGCCGGAGUUACAGACCCUUGGUCGCUAGAAUUCAGGGAGAAGUUUGCCCGGUCAAGGAGGAGUACAUGCACGGCUGCCACCAUCGGUAUCUCGAUCUGAUCAGACGACAUCCUCAGUGGACCAAGCCUGGUAUCAUAUUUUGCCCGCCGUCGCUCGUCUUAGGCUAGCCAGACUACUUUACAUUCCGGCGUGAUUCGGGCGCUGGUUGACCCAUAUAUAGAAAAAGCUCACGAGCAAGGCGUUCCGGUAUGGUUCGAAGCCAUAUGCGAGCACAGCCGAAGUAUAUAUGAACAUUUGGUUUCUGCACAGUUGCGGUGUUGCGUUUGGGAGCUUCUAAGACUAUUGCGAGGGCAAUCUUUAUGAAAAUAGAA